Messenger RNA from Phanerochaete carnosa HHB-10118-sp, 1176 nucleotides. RefSeq lists its product as uncharacterized. The record is from RefSeq and is a predicted model, not a curated record. The transcript has 3 exons. Bases 1 to 1176 code for a protein of 391 amino acids. NCBI's taxonomy places the organism in Eukaryota, Fungi, Basidiomycota, Agaricomycetes, Polyporales, Phanerochaetaceae.
AUGUUUCGCUGGUUCCGACCGCUGUCCGCUCCGGACGAGAUCUACGCGUCCAGUCUCCAGACGCUCCAUCUGGGCCACGCCCUCUGGUACCCCGAGCCGCACGAGUCGGGCGAGCCGCAGAUCGGCGAUGUGGGAUUCAUGUUUGAGGGGGCGUUCAUCAGGUUGUUCAACCUCGACACGUCUGCUGCCGAGAAGAAAGUCACGUUCUGGGACCCGCCGUACAAGAUCACCGAGCCCGUGCCUCCAGACGUAUUCAAGAUAGAUCGCAGGCGUCAGCCGCUCGUCCCAGGAAGUUAUCGUAGCCAUGGGGUGGAGAGCAAGGAGAUACAUGCCUCGGCAGAUGUGACGGCUGGUCCCGGCGUAUCUGCGACUCUCGAAACCAGCUACACAUGCAAGGCGGUGCAGGGCGCAGUAAUCGUCCUCAAAAGCGAGGCGCACGCCGAAAGGAUAUUUGAGGAUCGUCGGCUGAAGAAGCAUAUCGUCCAGAACCAUGGCAGGUGGUGCGCAUAUGUCAAGGACGAGCUCUUCAAGGACGUAAAUCCGGAAGAUAUCGUCGUAGUCAGCGGGUGGGUUAAGACUAGAGCGAACUGGGCAGUGAUCGCUUUUGGAAGCACAAGCACGACCUCCAGUGCCUCGGCAGAAGGCCAUGUUGGUGGGGUCGCGGGGGUCGCAGCAGGCGGGUCGCACUCGAGAUCCGUGACGGGUCCCAGGAUGGAACGGCAAGGUCAAAGCUAUUUGUCGAAAGCAUCCAGCCCCCAAUGCGCCGGGGGAAAGCGAGACCAGUCCGUAUUCGUGAAGCGAUACAAGAUGCUGAAGCGACUGGGAUUUCUCCGGAAGGUCGUCGCAGGCGCUGGCCACGACCGGCUGUCAGGUUCGGGUGACGGGCGAAGUGGUUCGGGGGCAGAAGGAGUCACCGCACAGGAGGGCGGAGACGGGGAAAAAGCGGAUAUCUUAGGGCCUAGGAGUAAGGGCAAAGUCGCAGAUCCGCUAGACAUCCUCCUGGAAUACAUAUUGGAGGUAAGCAUGCCCCGCAGUUAUCUUCGCCGUGCUAACCGGGCAGCGCAUUUCUGCAGACUUCCAACGCCGAGGUUGCUAUUGCAAGCGAUGGCGAUGUUGAGAGCAUCAUCGUACGUGCCGCACGAAUAUCUCAAAGUAAAAUCACUCACUUCUACUUAG